This is a messenger RNA of Leishmania braziliensis MHOM/BR/75/M2904, 1884 nucleotides long. RefSeq names its product putative glycyl tRNA synthetase. The record is from RefSeq and is a predicted model, not a curated record. Gene Ontology annotation, biological process: mitochondrial glycyl-tRNA aminoacylation. Bases 1 to 1884 code for a protein of 627 amino acids. Lineage: Eukaryota; Euglenozoa; Kinetoplastea; Trypanosomatida; Trypanosomatidae. Gene Ontology annotation, molecular function: glycine-tRNA ligase activity; ATP binding. The transcript has a single exon. Gene Ontology annotation, cellular component: mitochondrion; cytoplasm.
AUGUCCGCGGCGUCUCUGCCGGCGAAGCUGGAGGGCUUCGUGCGCAGCGAGUUCGAAGACACAUGCCGCCGUCGAUUCUUCUACGGCCUCGCCUUUGACCCCUAUGGCGGAACGGCUGGUCUCUACGACCUCGGCCCCACCAUGUGCGCUAUGAAGAGCAACAUGCUUCAUUUUUGGCGUCAGCACUUUGUGCUCGAGGAGAGCAUGUGUGAGGUGGACACGACCUGCCUUACGCCGGAGGAAGUGUUCAAGGCAUCCGGUCACGUCACACGCUUCAACGACGUCAUGGUGCGCGACACCGUCACAGGUGAGUGCAUCCGCGCUGACAAGUUUCUUGAAGAGUGGAGCGAGGCGCAGAUCGCGAAGGACGGCAUAACGGCAGAGCAGAAGGACGAGUUUCUGCACCUGCUGCACGACGCCGCCGGCAUGAACCCAGCCCAGAUCAAAGCCGUCGUGGAGAGGCACGCCAUCAAGUCGCCCAAGGGAAACACCUUCAGCGAUCCUUUCCCCUUCAACCUCAUGUUCGCCACUCACAUCGGACCUGAGGGGGACCGCCUCGGCUACAUGCGCCCCGAGCUGGCUCAGGGUAUCAUCCUAAAUUUCAAGCGCCUGAUGGACUCGGGCAAUGCCCAGCGCAUGCCGUUCGCCGGUGCGUGCAUUGGAACUGCCUUCCGUAACGAGAUCGCGCCGCGUUCGGCGCUUAUUCGUGUUCGCGAGUUCACGCUGGCGGAGAUCGAGCACUUUGUCAACCCGAACAACAAGACGCACGAGAAGUUCAACAGCGUCCGCGAUGUCGAGAUCUGGGCGUGGCCGCGCAACCUCCAGGCAAACAACGAGGACCCCAUCCGCAUGAAGAUCGGUGAGGCCGUCGACGCAAAAGUGAUCGACAACCAGACUCUCGGUUACUUCAUAGGACGCGUCGCGCUCUUCCUCGAGUCUGUCGGCGUCCGCUUCUAUCGCUUCCGUCAGCACCAGUCAACGGAGAUGGCACACUACGCCCAGGAUUGCUGGGACGCGGAGCUUCUCACCUCAUACGGCUGGAUCGAGUGCGUCGGCAUUGCGGACCGCUCCGCGUAUGAUUUGACGCAGCACAGCAACGCGUCGAAGAAGGACCUGUGUGCGCGUGAGGAGUACGACGAGCCGCGCAUAGAGCGCCAGCUUCUGCGCCAGCUGACGAAGGGCCUAAUCGGCAAGACGUUCGGCAAAAGGGCUGGCGAGGUUAUGGAGUACCUCAACACCGCCCCAGCGGAAGCGUGCGAGGCUGUCCGCGCCGCCCACGCGGCUGGUCAGCCGGCCACUAUCACUCUUCCCUCUGGCGAAGAGGUCUCAAUCACGGCGCAGAUGGUAUCGUUCGAGGAGAAGGAUGUGAGGGUGACGGGCUACAGCUACACCCCGAGCGUGAUCGAGCCGUCCUUUGGCAUCGGCCGCAUCCUGUACUGCUUACUGGAGCAGAGCUACUGGGUGCGCCGUGACGAUGGUGGUAAGAACGACAAGCGCGCUGUCUUCAGUUUUAGCCCGCUGCUGGCGCCGCAGAAGGUGGCCCUGCUACCGCUCAUGGUGAAGCCGGAGCUGCUUGCCAUCAUCUCGGAGAUUCGCCAGGAGCUCGUCAUGCGAGGCAUCUCCGUCCGCGUCGAUGACAGCAGUGUUACGAUCGGCAAGAAGUAUGCCCGCGUGGAUGAGCUCGGCAUCCCGUUUGCCAUUACAUGCGACUUCGAGGGGGACGGUAGCGUGACGCUGCGCGAACGCGACACGGCUUCGCAGGUGCGUGUACCCCGGUCGGAGGUGACGUCGGUUGUGAUGGAGCUGUGCAACCCUCUCCAGCCCAUCACAUGGGAGUGCGUGAAGGCCAAGUACCCCGCUCAGACUGCCACAGUGGAGAAGUAG